AUGACUGGUCACAGGGACACUACUGGUCCAGAGAGAUUUCGAAGUCUUAUUCCAAGCUACAUUAGAGAUUCUUCUGUAGCAGUCAUUGCCUAUGAUGUUGGAAGGAAUAAAACUGAUCUUGUUGAAAGAAGGUGUGGAGAAAAUUUCCAUGAUUUUCUACCUUUGCCUCUAUUUCUAAAAAUAUUUGCUGCAUUGCCUGGAAUGGAAGCUUUUUCCUCCACAAAACAGGAAGAUAUGGUCGAUAUGAAUUUGAAGCCAACCACAAAUACAACCCAAACAAAGCAGCAAGGAGGAGCCAAGAUGUCAAUGGAGGAAUCUUCAUCAGGAGCUAUGAUCAAGCUCACUAUCACCAAUUACAUACUAUGGAGGCCUCGGAUGGAAGACCUCCUCAGUUGUAAGGAUUUGUAUGACCUCCUAGAAAUCAAAGGAGAUAAAUGCAUAUGCCCUUUGGAAGAUUCUGGAGGGCAUGUACCAGGCCAAGACCGUUUGAAACAAAGCCCUGUUGAUGAGGCGUUUGGUGAAUCUGAAAUUAAAGAGUGGAACUUCAGUUGCUGA
Molecule: messenger RNA, 555 nt
Organism: Olea europaea var. sylvestris
Lineage: Eukaryota; Viridiplantae; Streptophyta; Magnoliopsida; Lamiales; Oleaceae
Product: ras-related protein RABH1d-like
Exons: 5
Coding region: 1-555 (184 amino acids)
Source: RefSeq, a predicted model, not a curated record